AGUUCUGACAGUGUCCAUAGGCGUUAGCUUCUGGACAAGCGCUUCGGCUUGAUAGAAGGAGGAACUUUCUCAGGAGCAGAGAUGGAAAUCAUUCCUUUGAAGAAUACGAACCCCUUAAUCAUUCGAAUCAGGAUGGCUAAAGGUGAUCCCAAGAAACCAAAGGGCAAGAUGUCUGCUUAUGCCUUCUUUGUGCAGACGUGCAGAGAAGAACAUAAGAAGAAAAAUCCAGAGGUCCCUGUCAAUUUUGCAGAAUUUUCCAAGAAGUGCUCUGAGAGGUGGAAGACAAUGUCUGGGAAAGAGAAGUCUAAAUUUGAUGAAAUGGCAAAGGCAGACAAAGUGCGCUAUGAUCGGGAAAUGAAGGAUUAUGGACCAGCUAAGGGAGGCAAGAAGAAGAAGGACCCUAAUGCCCCCAAAAGGCCACCGUCUGGAUUCUUCCUGUUCUGUUCAGAAUUCCGCCCCAAGAUCAAAUCUACAAACCCUGGUAUCUCCAUUGGAGAUGUGGCAAAGAAACUGGGCGAGAUGUGGAAUAACUUAAGUGACAGUGAAAAGCAGCCUUACAACAACAAGGCAGCGAAGCUGAAGGAGAAGUAUGAGAAGGAUGUCGCUGACUAUAAGUCUAAAGGAAAGUUUGAUGGCGCAAAGGGUCCUGCAAAAGUUGCCCGGAAAAAGGUGGAAGAGGAAGAUGAAGAAGACGAGGAGGAAGAAGAGGAGGAGGAGGAGGAGGAGGAGGAUGAAUAAAAAAAACUGUUUAUCUGUCUCCUUGUGAAUACCUUAGAGUAGGGAGCGCCGUCAUUGACACCUCUCUUAUUUGAGGCGUGUCUGUUGCCCUCGUUAGGUUUAAUUACACAAUCGGGUCAUGGUCAUAUUGUAGUCUCUUCAAAGUGCUCUAGAAAUUGUCAGUGGUUUACAUGAAGCGGCCAUGGGGGUCUGGAGCACCCUGAAACUGUAUCAAAGUUGUACAUAUUUCCAAACAUUUUUAAAAUGAAAAGGCUCUCGUGUUCUCCUCACUCUGUGCACUUUGCUGUUGGUGUGACAAGGCAUUUAAAGAUGUUUCUGGCAUUUUCUUUUUUGAAUUUGUAAGGUGGUGUUAACUCUAUGGUUAUUGGCUAGAAAUCCUGAGUUCUCAACUGUACAUAUCUAUAGUUUGUAAAAAAAAAAAAAAAAAAAAAGGACAGAACAACCGAGACAAAAUCUUGAUUGAUGCUCCUUGCGUGGCUUGAGGCUGUGGGGAAGAUGCCUUUUGGAGGGGCUGUAGCUCAGGGCGUGCACUGUGAGGCUGGGCCUGUGGACACUGCAGUGGGCAUCUGUUUAGCUUCAGGUUGUCUUGUUUCUGUAUAUAGUGACCUAGCAUUCUGCUGGCAUUCUUAGCUGUGGAAAAGGGGGGGGUCAGCUGGCAUGAGAAGUGUUUGGAUCUUUUUUAGUUAAGUGCGGUAGUUUUAAACUGUUUUGAAACAAACCGUAGAACCCUUCAUUGUCAGCAAAGCGAAGAGCCACUGCAUCAAUGAGAGUUCAAGAACCUUCUGUACUAAACACAAUUUGCAACGUUCUGUUAUUUUUUUGUAUGUUUAGAAUGCCGAAAUGUUUUUGAAGUUAAAUAAACAGUAUUACAUUUUUAAAACUGUUCUCUACUA
Molecule: messenger RNA, 1631 nt
Organism: Felis catus (domestic cat)
Lineage: Eukaryota; Metazoa; Chordata; Mammalia; Carnivora; Felidae
Gene: HMGB3
Product: high mobility group box 3
Exons: 5
Coding region: 82-738 (218 amino acids)
Biological process (GO): regulation of transcription by RNA polymerase II
Cellular component (GO): nucleus
Molecular function (GO): DNA binding, bending
Source: RefSeq, a predicted model, not a curated record